Messenger RNA from Boeremia exigua, 1548 nucleotides. RefSeq lists its product as uncharacterized. The coding region runs from base 186 to 1292 and encodes 368 amino acids. The transcript has 2 exons. NCBI's taxonomy places the organism in Eukaryota, Fungi, Ascomycota, Dothideomycetes, Pleosporales, Didymellaceae. The record is from RefSeq and is a predicted model, not a curated record.
UUGUCCUGUUCCUUACUUGCCUGCGCGACCACUAUUCUUUCGCGCUCGCCCCUUCGCCCGCCGCGCGCCCGCGAUCGUUUUUACGGCAAAAUCCCUACGCCCGCAUUCCAGCUAGGAAAGCAUGUGCGACUUGCCCAAGCGAUACGGCCGGUAACACUGAGUCAAGCGCUUGCCAGUCGCCCACCAUGAGCGCUUUCCGAGACAUCAUGUCCACAGUCGGAGGUGGAGGAGCGAAGACAGCAGUCGCUCCCAAAUCAACGCAAUCACAGCCUACCGGAGCCUCGCAACCUACCCCGCGACCAGCUGCGGGUACAAACGGGGCGCCGCCGGCACCACAACUUAAGCGCAAGGCAUCAGGGCCAGCAGACAACAGUCAAGUCAAAGUCCAGCGUAAAGACAGUCCAGCACAGCCUGCGCAGUACACUGGCACUGCUCGUCCAACUGCUGCCCCUAAAGCAGCAAGGCUGACCCAGCCUACCACAACAACCGUACCAUACCGUGGAACAGCAGCACCGUCUUCGACUAAAACCGCAACUACAGUCGCAAAGAAACCCUCAGCCCCUGCAGGCAUUGUACCUGGCCCUCGGAAAGCAACUCCACCCGCGCCGAAGCCUGUCUCUGCAGCCACGACAUCGACCGCCACAGCGUCCACAUCAAAACCCAAGGGGUAUCUUGCUCUUCUUCAGAAAGCCAAAGAGAGGGAUGCUACCAAGCCUGCGGCGCCUCCAGCCACUGUUCCUUCGAAAGGCUUCAUCCCGACAAAGAAGGAGCGCUUGGCAUUGAAGGCAGAAGCAACCGCAUCCAAGGGGAAGAAGCUAAGUACAUUACCGGCAGCAAAGCCAACAGACGCGAAGAGCGACGCUUCCAAGGCCCAACGGAAGCCGACAGACGCGGGGUACCAGGGUACUGCACGUCCUACCAAGGCCGCUGCACCACUCGGUUACAAAGGAACCGCCCGCCCCCAGAGUGCAACUACACCCUCCAGCAGGGGCGGUACGCCUGCAUUCAAGGCGAAGGCGAAGCAGGAAAAGGGCCGUUACGAUGGAUACGCCGACUGGUCUGACCUUGAUGAUAUGGAAGAUGACGAGGGCGAUUACGCUUCCGAUGGAUCAUCUGACAUGGAGGGAGGCAUUUGGGACGUCGAACAAGAAGAACAAUUAGCUCUCAAGGCUGCAAAAAAGGAGGAUGCCGAAGCAUUAGCAGAGGAGACGAGACUCAAACGAGAGAAAGAAGAGAAGAAGCGAAAGCUAAUGGCGCUGUCGAAGGCGGCUGCGGCCAAGAAGAAAUAUUGAUUCCCUUUUCCUCCCUUAGGCGUUUCUUGGAUUACACGGCAUACCACAUCAUACCAUACCGGGGCACGGGGCGUUCACUGCAUUUCGGCGAUUGCAUAGCUAUGGAGCGACUUGCAUUUUCUUGGUCAUCGGCGCAUACACGGUGCACAUGAGCUUGGUUCAUCAACGAUUGUGUUAUUACAGAAGGUCCUUCUAGACUUGGCCACCCAUAGUGUAUAGUUCAGAAGACUGUUGGUGACACACCUCGGUCGAGCGA